GAGAAGGUGAAAUGCGUGUGCGCGAUCAGCUACGAGAAACGGCACCCCGGCAAGAUCGAGAGGGAGAACCUGCCGACCAAAGAAGUGAUUGUCCCCGGCGGAGCGAGACGCAGGGUUGUCAUGUUCAGGCGGGGGAAAAUCGAUGAGUGGGACAUGGACUUGGCUGUGGAGACAGGGGUGAUGGAGUCGGAGGAGGUUGACGACGGCAGUCUCGCGCUCCGCAGCGGACAGUCUGCGGCCAAGUUUGAUGCGCUUGCUAAGAGGGCUGGGAUCACGGCCGAGGACCGCAAGGCGCUGCCUGAAUACCCCGAGGGCGACGACGAUGAUGAGCCGUCAGAGGCCAGUGGCAGCGGUGGUGAGGUUGAUGUAGAGAUGGAAGCGGUACCGUCAGACGAGGAGAUGCCAGACUUGUUUUCCCUCACGAGCCUGCUGGAUGUCCAUGCCCACUCCGCGGCGAUCGCGAAGGCGAAGGCCAAGCCCGCGUCGGCGCCUGCGGCCCAGCAGCCGCCGGGGACGCCUGGGCAGUCCCGUCGGAAACUUCCAAGCACGCCUGCCUCAGGUGGCAAGCCGGCGGCCUCGGGGGGCGACCGCGCGUCCGAUGCCCAGGGCGAGGCCAACAUGAAGAAGAAGUUCAUCGGCAAGACGCCCGUGGACAUCCUGACGCCGCACGGCUACAAGGAUCUCAAGGAGGGCCUCGACAAGAUCGCGAAGAUGCUGGACAGCGACGCCCUCAACACAUGCCUGAUCGGCGACGACUUCGCGGCCUUCAACACGGCCAUGAACGAGAUGAGGAAGUUGGCGUCCGCGAGCAGCAAGAAUUGGGUCACCCUGGACAUCAAGGUCAGGAAAUGGACUUGCAAGCCACCGGCCGUCUUGGAGCUUCUCAUUGACGGUCGCGCCAAGAGCAAGGCGCUCAACGAUGCAGGCAUUGCUUUCACGACUGUGGAGAAGCAGAAGGACGUCCUCAAGAUGGAGAGGGCGAAGCUCCAGUUGAUGGAGUGCGCCCUCACUGUCCCCAUGGGCUUCCACGCGCUCUUCUUCGCCGAGAAGGCUGUCGACCUGAUUCGAUUCAAGGCGAUCCCCGACUUCAUGGAGCACGUUGCCGCUGAUGGCUACUUGGAAGCUUUGUCGGGGUCGUUGCCAGAGGAACAUGGGACUCGGCUCAAGGAGGUCGCUGUGGGCAACGCCAUGGCGAUGUUGGUAAGAGCGCAUGCGGGCGACGUGACUCAGGCAGAGUCACGGGCUGACAUCAUCUCGUUCUGCUCCAUGCUGGCCGCUCCUGAGUCCACUGUCCUCGGCGACAUGGGAAAGCGCGAUGCUCGGAUGAUCGUCGACUCGUUCAAUAAGGGUGGGUGUGGCGACUUUAGCGACGUGAAGACCUUGGCGGCCGACCCGCAGUACGAGGGCAUCUUGAAACCCACUUUCCAGGACAAGGCUUGGGGAGAGCUGGUGGCCGCCGCUGAGGUUCAGGUCAAGAGCAAGCCAGUUUGCGCAACGUUUGCCAUCAAGCGCGCCGCGGAGCAGACGUCAGAGAUCAUCGCGGCGGCCAUCUUCAAGGACGAUGAUAGGGAGGCCUUCGACACUGUCUUGAAAGACGCGUUCAGAAGCUACUACUUCCUCGAGCAGAGGCGCCCGGCGCAGAGCGACAUGGUGAAGCUGCUCGAAUCACUGAACCUGCUGGUGUCCCACGGCAUCGGAGAGAUCAAUUUGAAGUUGAAGGUGAUGUGGGACACGAUCGUGCGCAUGGCUACUGGCGAGGUCGAUGCGCUCAGUGCGAACUCGCUCAAAAGUGAACUCGUCGUGCACUUCGAGGACAUGAAACGCAGGUGCUCCGUGAGCUUGAAGGACGCGUGCAGCAACGAGGACGAUUGGGCGAACGUAGUCAAGACCGCUUUCAAAGAGGCUGUGGAAAAGCUCCUCGCCACCCAGGACCACCUGCUCAAGUUGACGGAGUUCUUCGAGAAGUCGGCGCAGUUUAUCGUCGAGAUUGCGACUGCCCUGGCUGCUUCUGACGGCACCAUAUGCUCGGACUCCCCGGAGGGCCAGUUGCUGAUGCAGGCCUUCACUACCAUCAAGGCCACCAUUCCCCGUCACCAGGAACGGAUCGUGAGGGACCAGUUGAAGCAGUUCGAGGCGGCUGCAGGGAUUGCGAAGGUCGGCACCUCGAAGUACUUGACCGACCUCGCCGAGUUCAAGACGGACGUCGCCUCGUACGUGUCUCGCGCCAUCGAAGUCUACGGAGCCGACGAGAGGCAGGACAUGGACAAGCCCAGUUCCAAGUUGGAGCAGGAUGCUCUGUUCAGGUUGAACCAGCAGACUUGCUAUUCGGAGACGCCGACCCUGGAUCGGGCAGGGAUCGCUUUCGCUGCGGACGUCCUCAUCCCCAUCUGCAAAACGAGCGCCUCCUUCAACGCGAAGACCGCUGCCCCGAAUGCCAUGGCGUUGCUGGCGGGCAACGCGGCGGUCAAGGGGGCCUUGUCCGCCAUUCUCGAUUUGGAGACCUCCACGCAUCAGCUGCAGUGGUACAUCGACGAGGAUAUGACAAAGAAGGUGAUUGACAUGGCUCGGGGUGCCCAGGAGGCGUUAGUCCCCUUGCUGGAGAAGGAGGCGAAAGAGCUGAAGGUCAAGCUGAACAGGGUGAUGCACAAGCUCACGCCGAUGACGGUCAAGGAUGAGGUCGCCUCGGACGUCGACAAGCUCUACUCGGCCCUCUCUCAGAAGAAGCUGGGUGAGAUGCGGACGUAUCGCUCGCAGAUCGCUGAUAUCUUGGCUCAGUUCGAGAAGAUCGACCCGAAGUGGAGCACGGAGUAUGAGCAGGAUAUCAACGCGGCGAAUGCCCUGAGCACUCGCGCCCGCAUGCAGUGCAUCAAGUACGGCGUGGUCGCGUUCGUGAAGGCCCCCAACAUCAGCAAUAUGGACAGCGAGGGCCAGAUGGCCAGGCAGAAUUUGUCCUCCGUGUGGGACUCCCACAAGGGCGACCCGGCCAUCGUCGAGUACUUGGGCGACAGCGUGACCAGCGAGGUCAAGAACUUGCUCGCCCUGGACAAGCAGCAGGGCGGGGCCAGGAAGAGGCGGGCGGCACAGCUGCCGGCCGCUGAGCCAGAUGUGAAGGGGGCCGAACCUGAGGAAGGCGACGAGGCCGAGGAGGAAGAGGGCGAGCUCGUGGACGAGGACGCCGGGGACGGCGAGGCGGCCUCUUCGGGGCGCGGCGGCCGCGGCGGAAGGGGGCCCAGCCCUCUUGAGGAGAGAUCGGGCAGGGCGUCUUAG
Molecule: messenger RNA, 3267 nt
Organism: Prorocentrum cordatum
Lineage: Eukaryota; Dinophyceae; Prorocentrales; Prorocentraceae
Source: the annotation of a GenBank genome assembly